Rhodamnia argentea is the source of this 919-nucleotide messenger RNA. Its product is annotated as disease resistance protein Roq1-like. NCBI's taxonomy places the organism in Eukaryota, Viridiplantae, Streptophyta, Magnoliopsida, Myrtales, Myrtaceae. Bases 294 to 695 code for a protein of 133 amino acids. Gene Ontology annotation, molecular function: ADP binding. The record is from RefSeq and is a predicted model, not a curated record. Gene Ontology annotation, biological process: defense response. The transcript is spliced from 2 exons.
CUGGGAAGAAGUGGAAGGAAUCGCUUAAUGAAGCUGGGAACAUAUCGGGAUUGCAUUUGAAUAAUGACGCUAAUGGGGAUCAAUUGGUCUUCAUUAAGCAAAUUCUUGGACGUCCCUUGGAGACUAUUCCCAGAACAAGCUCCCCCUAUGCUAUCGGAGUAGAUUCCUUUGUAGACGAUGUGAUAUCGUUGCUGAAAAUUGGGUCAGAGGAUGAUGUCCGUGUUGUUGGAAUAUGGGGAAUAAAAGGAAUUGUUAAGACAACCGUGGCUAAAGUCGUUUGUGAUCGCCUUUAUAUGGAAUUUGAAGGUGUUGUUAGCUUACUUGAAAAUGUCGGAGUUGCAAACCAAGAUACUCUUUUACUUCUUCAGAAGAGACUUCUCCACGAUCUUCUUAAGGUACAAGGUCUAGAAAUGUAUGAUCUUAACAGCAACAUCAACGAGAUAAAAACUAGGCUAUGUCAGAAAAGAAUCCUUCUAGUUCUCGAUAACAUCACUGAGAAGCACCAAAUAGAGUUUUUCAGCCCUAGAGAUCGAGAAUGGUUCCAAUAUGGAAGUAGAAUCUUGAUAACUACAAGAGAAGAAUGGCUUCUGAAAGAUCUCAAAGAGGAUGAUAACUACAUGCUUCCUGGACUGGGUUCUAAGGAAUCACUCCAACUUAUGAGUGGCCACGCCUUUGGCAAAGACCAACCUAAAUAAGGGUAUGAAGAGUUGUCCAAAAGUCUUGUCCACUAUGCAGGCGGUCUGCCUAUGGUUCUUAAGAGAUUUGGUUCAUUUCUUUCUAGUAGGAAAAACCAGUGGUAUGAGAUAUUGAAGAAGCUGGUAAGGGAUCCUUAUCUUGGUUCAAUUGGAAUAACUUUAGAUCCAUUCUCCUCUCUUCGUCCCCCUUGUGGGACCAUUUGGAGGCCAUGGUACAGAUUCUU